Molecule: messenger RNA, 1995 nt
Organism: Chaetomium fimeti
Lineage: Eukaryota; Fungi; Ascomycota; Sordariomycetes; Sordariales; Chaetomiaceae
Product: UV-endonuclease UvdE-domain-containing protein
Exons: 1
Coding region: 1-1995 (664 amino acids)
Biological process (GO): mitochondrial DNA repair; nucleotide-excision repair; response to UV
Cellular component (GO): nucleus; mitochondrion
Molecular function (GO): endonuclease activity
Source: RefSeq, a predicted model, not a curated record
AUGCCUCGAAGGUCCAAGCCGUCGUCCCCUGGACCGGAUUGCAACAAGGUGGACUUGGCCUCCAUCAAUGUUGACACGCCUCUCCAUCCCCAGGUUCAACUCCGCCGGUCGAACCGCGGCCUAAUCAAGGCCCUCCAGCCCCAGGACGUCGUGGCGCCAACAGCAGGGAACAUGUUGGGGCUCAAGCCCCCCGAAGGAGACAACGUGAGCAAACAGGAAAUGCAAGAGCGCAAGGAGACGCUAAAGGAGGAAAUGCAGCUCGCCAUUGAGGGGCUCGCUAGGAUGGAACGCCGGCUAAGGAGCGCAACAAAGAGGCAGAAACUUCAAAUCGAGGAAGAGAUCGAGUCCUCAGAGCCACGAAUCCCAAAGGCAGCCCACGCCGAGCCUGCCGGGGAAGCCAUGAGGUUCGUAGAACCGACAACAGCACCGACAAGCGGAGGGCAGCUGCCCACCCCGGGCGAGGAGGAGAAAGAUAAUUUUGCCCGGGACAUUACAGGAGGAGCCGGGCAUGAUCCCGAGAGCGUUAGGAUAGACACCCCAGAGGAGGCACCCGAUGUCCCUGAACGGGGUGCUGCCAGAGCGCCGCCAGUCAACAGUGGCUAUCUGCCCUUACCAUGGAAAGGCCGUCUAGGCUAUGCAUGUCUCAACACAUAUCUUCGCUCGGCCAAGACGCCCGUCUUCUGCUCCCGGACCUGUCGUAUGUCCUCCAUCAUCGACCACCGGCACCCGCUCACAGACCCGUCCCAGCCCGAGCACUCGGUCAAAAACCGGCCAGACAAAUCCAAAGAGCCUUCCGAGCAGUUGGGGCAGAAGUUCCUACAGAACCUCGGCCUCACCAACGCCCGGGAUAUCAUCCGCAUGCUGCGCUGGAACGACAAGUACGGCAUCAAGUUCAUGCGCCUCAGUUCCGAGAUGUUUCCCUUUGCUAGCCACGAGGUACACGGCUACAAGCUGGAGCCCUUCGCCUCCGACGUGCUCGCCGAGGUCGGGAGGGUAGCCGCCGAGCUAGGCCACCGCCUCACCACCCACCCCGGCCAGUUCACACAGCUCGGCUCGCCCCGCAAGGAAGUCGUCGACGCCGCUGUCAGAGACCUCGAAUACCACGACGAGAUGCUAUCCCUGCUCAAGCUCCCCGACCAACAAAACCGCGACGCCGUCAUGAUCCUGCACAUGGGGGGCGUGUACGGCGACAAAGCCGCGACCCUCGCCCGCUUCCGCACCAACUACACCACCCGACUCUCCCCCUCCAUCCAAGCCCGCCUGGUCCUCGAAAACGACGACGUCGGCUGGAGCGUGCACGACCUGCUCCCGACCUGCGAAGCCCUCAACAUCCCGCUCGUGCUCGACUACCACCACCACAACAUCAUCUUCGACCCCACCCAAUGCCGCGAAGGCACCCUCGACAUCAGCGCGCCCGACCUCCAGGCCCGCAUCGCCGCCACCUGGUCCCGCAAGGGCAUCCGCCAGAAGAUGCACUACAGCGAAGCCUGCGCGGGCGCCGUCACCCCGCGCGACCGCCGCAAGCACAGCCCCCGCGUCGCCACCCUGCCCCCUUGCCCGCCGACCAUGGACCUGAUGAUCGAGGCCAAGGAUAAAGAGCAGGCCGUGUUUGAGCUGAUGCGCGCGUUUAAGCUGCCCGGGUUUGAGCGGAUUAGGGACAUGGUGCCGCAUGACCGCGCGGACGAGCCGCGCCCGCCGCCGCCGGCGGUGAAGAAGAACGCCACGCCCAAGAAGAGGCAGAAGCCGGCGAGGAAUUUGAAGAGGAAACGGGCGCCCGAUGAGGAGCCGGUGGAAUUGAAUGAUGUGGGGGCCGGCGCGGAGGAUCGGGAGUAUGCGGCGCCUGGAGGGAGGGAGGUGGCAGAGGAGGAUUAUGCUAUGGGUGGGCCCGAGGGGAGGGUCUAUUGGCCGCCGGGGAGGGAGGAUUGGUUGAAGCCUAUGCGGAAGGGGGCUAAGGCGUUGAGGGUGGAGGAUGUUGAGGAGGAGGAGGAGUGUUAA